AUGGCUGGGCUAGAAAACCUAAGUGAGAGGGACAGGGCUGUUCUGCGAAGUAUAUUCGAUCCUACGGCGACUAUAGGUGAUGUUGUGGACGAGGGCGAUAAAUUUCAAGAAGACGAAUCAGAGCCUUCUACACCAGCAUACAAGGAAUCGAAAUCUUUGAGCCUGCGUGGUAUGCAGUUAGCAGAGGCUGGUAAACUGGAGGAAGCAUUAGAUCUGAUGAACAAAGCAGUUGAAGCGACUCCUGAGAGAGCUGCCGCGUAUAACGAUCGGGCGCAGUUGCUGCGACUUAUGUUAAAAGAUAGUGAAGCUAUGUCGGAUCUGGAGCGUGCUCUACAACUGACUGAGGGCAAGAGGACCCGCGCUAGGGCUUUAGCACUUUGUCAACGCGGUGUGCUCCUACGCAAGCGUGGCUCCGAUGAGGACGCGCGUACUUCUUUUACUGAGGCUGCUAAAUUAGGAAGUAGUUUUGCUAAGAAACAGGUCGUCGAAAUGAACCCAUACGCAGCCCUUUGUAACCAAAUGUUGAGUCAAAUCAUGAAGGGAGAAAGCGAGAUUAAAUUAUAA
Messenger RNA from Parnassius mnemosyne (clouded apollo), 564 nucleotides. Lineage: Eukaryota; Metazoa; Arthropoda; Insecta; Lepidoptera; Papilionidae. The record is from the annotation of a GenBank genome assembly.